Triticum turgidum subsp. durum (durum wheat) is the source of this 1221-nucleotide messenger RNA. The record is from the annotation of a GenBank genome assembly. NCBI's taxonomy places the organism in Eukaryota, Viridiplantae, Streptophyta, Magnoliopsida, Poales, Poaceae.
AUGGGACGGAAGCGCGCGGUGCUGGUGGGCAUCAACUACCCGGGCACGGAGGGGGAGCUCAAGGGCUGCCUCAACGACGUGGCCCGCAUGCGCCGCUGCCUCGUCGACCGCUUCGGCUUCGACGGCGCCGACAUCCGCGUCCUCGCCGACGCCGGCCCGUCCACGCCGCCGCCCACGGGCGCCAACAUCCGGCUCGAGCUCGAGCGGCUCGUCGGCGGCGCGCGGCCCGGGGACUCGCUCUUCUUCCACUACAGCGGCCACGGCCUGCAGCUGCCCGCCGAGACCGGCGAGGACGACGACACCGGCUACGACGAGUGCAUCGUGCCCUGCGACACCAAUCUCAUCAAAGACCAAGAUUUCACGGAGCUGGUGCGGAAGGUCCCCGAUGGCUGCCUCUUCACCAUGGUAUCCGAUUCGUGCCACAGCGGCGGCCUCAUCGACAAGACCAAGGAGCAGAUAGGGAAUAGCACCAAGCAGAGCAAGGCCCAGCAGCAGCGGCAGCGACCUCCGUCCGCCGGCGCCAACCUGUGCGCGUCGCUCCUCGGGACCGUCCGGGGCGCGCUCGAGUACGUCGGCAUCCGCCUCUCCCGCCGCGCCAAGCAGGCGGCGGGCUCGCCGGCCGGCACCGCCACGACGAGCCGGUCGCUGCCCCUGUCGACGUACAUCCGGAUGCUCAAGGAGCAGACCGGGAAGGACGACGUCGGCGUGGGCUCCAUCCGGACGACGCUGUUCCACCACUUCGGCGACGACGCCACGCCCAAGAUCAAGAAGUUCGUCAAGGCCAUGGUGCACGGCAAGCUCCGGCAUGGCGCUGACCAGGCCGCCACGGUCACAGAGCUGGUCCCGAAAGCUAAGCCGGAGGGAGGCGAAGGCGGGAAUCAGGCCGGCGCGCUCGGGCCAGCCAUGGAGCAGGAGGUGCGGGGCGUCGAGGAGGUGUACGCGGGGGCCGCCGCGGCGAAGGCGCCGCCGCCACGCAACGGCGUCCUGAUCAGCGGGUGCCAGACGGACGAGUCCUCGGCGGACCUGACCACGGCCAGCGGCGUGUCCUACGGCGCGCUCAGCAACGCCAUCCAGGCCGUCCUCGCGGAGGAGAAUCGCGGGAAGGUGACCAACAGGGAGCUCGUGCAGAGAGCGCGCGGUCUGCUGGCCAAGCAGGGCUACGUCCAGCAGCCUGGCCUCUACUGCAGCGACGAGCACGCCGAUGCUGCCUUCAUAUGCUGA